Messenger RNA from Orussus abietinus, 5531 nucleotides. RefSeq names its product myosin-3 (gene qtc). The transcript has 8 exons. Lineage: Eukaryota; Metazoa; Arthropoda; Insecta; Hymenoptera; Orussidae. The record is from RefSeq and is a predicted model, not a curated record. Bases 900 to 2657 code for a protein of 585 amino acids.
UCCUGACUGCCUAGAUUAUCGCUCGGAGAGUACGGGGUAAGCAACUUAAUAAAUCCAAUUAGAUUAAUAUACAAAGUUAAUUUUAAAGUAUCAAACUGUACGCUUAUAUUAAAUCAUCCAUCUUUACAUUGAAAAGUCACGUGAGAAUUUAGAUAUCCCUAGGAUAUAAUUGAUAUAGAGUCAAUAGAUAUCAAUAUCCGUUACUUAUAUGUGUAUUAACAAGAAUGUCAAUAUUGUAACAUUUACAUCUUUCUAAUUAACAUUUUUAUUGGAAGGAUUGGUAGGUGUUUAUUUUACCGAUGAUAAUCGGAUUUUGCGAUUACUAGUUCCCCCGGCUUCCGCGAGAUGACGACAGCGACGCCUCGAAAGCGCAACUCGUAGCGUCGCAUACGUACAGUCUUACGCGUCCGGCGAUACCAGGCGAUAUCUAGUGAUAUCCGUGGCCAUCGCUAGCGGUAAAUCUAGUUCGCCCAACGCCGUAGUCGACGAACGAAACAAGGAAGUCGCCUGUGCCCGCGUGGCAUGACGAGUGCCUGUUAAAGCGUCCCGCUCCGACGGCUGCGACAGCUACGUCGGCUCCAAGUUCGACCAUAACCUCUUCGCCUGGAUCGACGAGUCUCUCGCGAGCGCGUACCUUCGUUCCGGAUUUGCCUACAUUCCCAGCUCGAAUCGGGCCGAUUCAAAGUUGUGAAACGAUCAUGCAAGUAUCCGGCAGAGCCACGUCGCAGGGAUCGAUCGGCUGAAGUCGACGCCGAUUCCCCGUUUAAUGGAGACCCCAGGGACGACGACACCCGGAUCCACCAGCGGCAUCAGCCUCGCAGGGCGUCGCGACGCCCCUCCCCCUCCCGGGUCGCUUCCGCCGAAAGACCGACGUCGCCGCUGGCGACGGGGCCGUGGAAAUGGCCGCGGAAUCCGGAACCCUCCACUCCGGGGACUCGCGCAUCCCCCGACCCUCUCCGACGCCGCUGCGUCGCUCGUUCAGCGCGCGCAUGCGCGGUGAGCGCGACCCUGAGGCACCGACGGCGCCGCUGCGUGGCUUCAGCUCCGCGCUCUCCCGGAGUCGGCAGAGGCACGAGCUCGGGCUCGAGUACAGGAUCCGAGUCCUCGAGCGACCCCAAGACCGAGCCCAGGACCUUCCCCGAGGGACUCUCGGGCCGUCCCCGCGCCUCCAGGAGCGCGACCGGCUCCACCAGCGGAGCGAGUUCCCGGUCAUCACGGAGAAUGGUGCCGACUCACCGCGACACCGCUCACUCAGUUUGUCGCUGACGACGCCGCCACGGCCGCGACCAGGUCAUGGAGCGGCUCGCACGGCGGCGACCACGCCGGCGACGGCGACCGACGAGAGCGACGUCGAGAGUGUCAAGAGCUAUGGCAGCGCCUGCAGCACGGCCAGCGCCUGCGACCACGCGCACUUCGCCCUGAACGGCACCACCUGGUCGGGUCGGUCCCGCAAGUACGUCGUCCACUGCUCGAACAAGCCGGAUGAUAACGAACAGUACCUCACGCCGACCCAGCGCGCCGCUAGGCAACUUAGAAAAUUCCAGACACUUUUAAGAGACGCCAAGAAGGAGAUCGAGGACAAGGACCGCGAGAUAUUCCGAUUGACGAAGGAGGUAGUGGAGUUACGUCUUUACAAGGCGUCCUUGAAUAGUCCCGACGAGAGGACGGACAGCAGCGAUGCGGUCACCGUCCGGGAGAACGACCCGUUCUCGCCGGAAUCACCGACGAAGAAUCUUCCAAACGAGGGAUCCUUCGAGACGAGCAGGAGUCCGGAAGCCUCGGAAAGGAGAGCUCCUUUGGACUUUCCCUCUUCCUCGGCAGACUCGGGCCAUUACGAGGAUGGAUCCGUGCACUCGAAGGACUCCUUGCAGGUCGUUGAUGUACCAAGUGCCAUUUCCGGCAACGAUGUCGUCUCCGACCGAGAAAGGUGUCGGCUUGUCGACCAUUACGAAAGUAGGAUCGAGGAAAUGCACCGGAGGCACGUGGACGAGCUGCAGGAUCUGAAGCAGAAGCACAACGAUAAGGUGGAAAACCUGCUGCAGCAGAUCUCCGAGCUGAAUACCAGGUGCUGUGAUCUACGUCCGUCCUUGGAUGAAGCGGAGAAACGCAAUCGAGAGUUGAGCGCAGAGCUGGAGACGAUCAAGCUCGAGCUCGAUGAAAGGAAGGCUCUGCUGGAUGAGCAGGAGGAAAGAAACAAAUGUAUGUACCUGAAAAUGUACGCGAAAGGCCAGGAAGCAGCCCGACUCGAGCAGGCGGAGCAGAUGGUGCAGAACGCCCGACAGCCGCAGCAGAAGGUCUCCGUAGCGGAGCUCCUCCAACAGCUGACGGUGACCCAAGCCGAGCUGGACAACGUCAAGUUCCAGGAGACGAGCUGCUCGGCCGAUCGUGGCCCGCGUUUGUUAACCGCCCAGGAGGCUGUUUCUCUCUGGGUCCUUGGCACUCGUAAGGCAAUGUAUCGGCGUGUCGUGGAAGCGAAGAGCAACCAAGGAGCCCUCGAUCCAGAAAUCACGUUGCAGUUCCUGAAAUCAGCGAUUUACUACUUCCUAACGGAUAAAGAGAAUCACCACGGUCACCUGAAUGCCAUCGAAAGUAUUCUGGGCUUUACAGACACCGAGAAGCUUAACAUCGAUAAGAUCUACAGGUCAGCGAGGAAAUGAUUCCUGUGUUAAUUAACCUAGCGAAGAGUACCGUUCUUUCGGAGAUAUUCGCAUUCGUCAACGAAGCCACUAAUAUUUUGACGGUUCAAAGUCGGAUUUGAAUUUUCUUACUUUCACAUAAACCGUUUCGCAAAAGAAAUUCUGAUGCAAGGUCUGUGUGUGAUUUAAUGAUAGCGAUUUUUAUUGGAAAUGGUUUCUCUAGGAACAUUUUGGCGAUGAUCCAGAAACUGAAUUGGAUAAUAAAAGUAUUCCUUGUAUAUCAUUGAUGCACACAACAAAGGCUUUGAUAUGUCGGAUAAAUGCUGGUUGGAUUUUAUUUAGAUCAGCAACACGUGGAUUCGUUUUUAAGGACGCAAUAACUUUUAUGGGCCUCGCACCCUACUUAGUUUACCGGAUGAAAAUGGAGGUUCCAUUGCCUUAAUAUUAAGUUUCUGUUAUAAUCACGACUUGCAUAGGAAAAUGCACCUCACAUUCCAUAGUAGCAAACCGAUUGUGGUAGCUACUGUUUUUAAUAUGGGCGCUGGUGUAUCUUAUUUUCAUCACGAAGAGCAGCUUCUUUCAGUACAGAUAUUAAUAUAGUGUUUUAAAAGAACUGAAGUGCCAACUGAAUGUUUCAUUUUCGAACUACUGGUAGUCAUUAGCGUUAGCGUGUGCAGGAGUAUAGUGCAAUUAGAAUCAUGUAUGGGAAUGAUUCAAACUCUUCGAGUUUAUACCAAAGUUUAUAGGACUAACCAUUUUUUUUUUUCUUUUCUUUUUCUCGACCUGUUAAUUGACAAUGAUCGUUAGUCUCGUGACCUUUAGUACGAGAAAACGCGAGAGCUCCGAAAGAAUCGCUUCUCCUCGACGGAACAGGGCACUGUAUAUACACUUAGCUGCUAAUUUCGCGUACACGGAAACGCUGAGAAAGUAAUUAUCGGUAAAUUACUACACUUUCGUUACUUGGCAUUGAAGGAAGAUGGCUGUGCACUUUCACGCGUUCUCACUUUCCUUUCGUUAUUACAUGUUCAAUUCUUUGUACUCGGGAUCGAAGGUGAAAAUGCAAGUGGAUUCUACUAGAUUAUUUCCUUGUCCAGUACCUUAUAAAGUAUGUAGGGCAUUGUAUUCAAUUAGAGCAUUGUCUUUACAUUAUACACUAAGGUAUUACAGCACCAUCCUUUGGCGGUUAACCCAUUGAAGUAAAAGCAAACGUAAUUGCAAAUACAUCGCGUUUAUCUUUUGCCAUGUACUUGAAAUUGCGCUAGAUUGAAAUUGUGCUUUGGAAUUAACAUCCUGGACGAAAUAAGUAGUCAAAGGCUUUAAUGGGUUAAUAUUACUGUCGAUGCUACGUGACUUUCAAUUCCGACUAGUUUCCUCGAAAAUUUUAUUGCCGGCAAUGUCAUUGAUCGCCAAUAGCCGAUCGUGUCAUUUUUAUUUGUAUAUUCUUCCGAUCGAACUAGUUAAAUGUCGGAUAAUUUUGCAACAUAAAUUAUAUCAAUGAUUUUUAAUAUUCCAUGGAAUCACCACUUGCUCUAUAGUAUUUGAUGCAUUCUUGCAAGACCAAACGUAUAAGCAAUUAAUGAUUGACGGACCUGAAUGCGUGUCCUAAAGUUGGCUGUUAUAGACCAUUUUUUGCCGAUUGGGAAAUAUUAAGAAAAUUUAAGGAGUGCCGAGCGUUAUAUCUUUUCCCAUAUCAGCUACAGGAUAGCUGGAAAUUUUAUUGACCUUGUUACCUGAUAUUAUCAUUUAUCAUGGAAACGUUUCGUGGGGAAUUCAACGAUAUUUCUUUAAAGAUAAAAUCUCAAUCCUAAACGGAGGAAAGCAUAUCAUAUUUGAGUUAGACCAGUUAAGACCUUACAAUUCUCAUACAAUGAUAAAACCUACAUAUUAAAUUUACGCUCCGCGUAUUUUCAAAAUUACUUGGUUUAUUUUUCUACACGAAGUUUUAUUCGUUGGGUUUAUUCGAUUAUCAAGUACUUCCGUUUUGCUAUGAAAUGAUUGUUAAUGACGAUCUUCAAGAAAUAUCGUAGGAAUUCUGUGAUAGGAGUAAGGAAAGAUUUUAUUGGUGUAAUGCGGCGACCUACGUAAACUACGAAUUAGAAGUCCAUCGACAUGGCGUCCAGGUAGGGUAAAAAAUAAGGAGACUGACAUAUGGAAAUAUCUUGCCUUGUAUAAUGCUCGAUAUUAUCGGAUUAGCUAAAUAAAAGUUUUUCAAAGGACUCGCAGCAGCGGGAAGGGGACGCGCGUCGCUUUCGACGUGUGGAGUGUCUCUAUUGCGGGUCGGUAGAGAUAUCCACGUCUAUCUUUACUGCAGAAUUUUUUUAACCGAUUCUCUGCUUUGCAGAAGUAAACCGCAUAUCAAGAAUUAUGAAGCUAUCAUUUUAGGAGCCUCUAUGGCACUUCUACGCAGCUGCUCUAUAUGAAGCGAAGCGUUUUAUUUUAAUGUUAUUUAGCAAGAAAAAAACACACUUCACCGAAGGCAUGAUUGUCACUUUUCAUGUGUCAUAUUAAGUGAAUGUUAAAUGUUUCAUUAUUAGAUAAAACACAAGUUUUGUUUAUCAUUGGGAAUAAAAAGCAGCUCAACUUCGGGUAUGACGACCUAACAAUGGUUCCUGUUCGAGAGAUGUGUAUGCUGAAGUUCUUUUGCACUACAUAAACAUUGUAACAAUUCUUGUGAUAGAAUGCCAGCGAUGGCUUUUGGAAAGCGACGUUUGCGUUUCAUGGUUACAUGGUAAAGUACGAAGUGGUGUAAUAUUUAAUUUAUGAAUCACUUUUAAUAUGUAGUAUUUCAAUGCGGUAUCAAAACCAGUUCCUCCAACAGCUUUGUUUGCGCACUAGUAGUCUAAUUCUGAACAGUAAAUCAUUUGAAUAAACAAAUGAUGUAUUGCAUGACGAAAA